Molecule: messenger RNA, 588 nt
Organism: Dibothriocephalus latus
Lineage: Eukaryota; Metazoa; Platyhelminthes; Cestoda; Diphyllobothriidea; Diphyllobothriidae
Source: the annotation of a GenBank genome assembly
AUGAAGAAAGGAGAUAAGAUAAAAGAUGAGUCUGCCAACUUUAAGCAGAUUCAUGGUCCGGUUCUUCAAGGGCCCCCGCACGAGAUCGAAGCCGUCUCGAUAGGCGAAUCCAUUCGGCUAGUUUGCAUCGUGGACGCCAAUCCCACGGCCGCGGUCACCUGGUACCGGUACACGGGCAUCCGCCUGGUCAAUCAACACACCUUCAACCAACUCUCCGACAAUGCCUCCGGUUACGGCAUAUUUUCUCCCCUCAUUCUCACGCCUUCCUUCCUGCACAUUCGGAUAGAACAGGAGGACUCCCUGACGGGCGCCACAAGCUUCAUCAAAUUUGUGCAUCUCAAAGAGGCACAUUUUGGCGUCUACAACUGCACAGUCACCACUGACCUUGGCACGGACGUACGAACAAUUCAUCUUAUUCGAGCGGAUGAAAUACCCUACGCGUUCGCUAUUGGCGUUAGUGUGACCUCUGUGGUGGCUGUUACCUUUGCGGUCGCCAUUUUUCUUGUGUUGCGCAGGUCCUCACUGAGAUCUGGUAAAAGCUCUCGGAUUAUUACUGCCAACUCGGCUAACCAACCCCAAACAGGUUAG